Nematostella vectensis (starlet sea anemone) is the source of this 1705-nucleotide messenger RNA. RefSeq lists its product as uncharacterized. The transcript has 3 exons. The record is from RefSeq and is a predicted model, not a curated record. NCBI's taxonomy places the organism in Eukaryota, Metazoa, Cnidaria, Anthozoa, Actiniaria, Edwardsiidae. The coding region runs from base 931 to 1551 and encodes 206 amino acids.
UUUGCGGUCGCUCCAUGAGGGUCACUGACUCCCCUUGUCCUUCGAGCUUGCUAAAAGAACUGAUCUCGUUAACUCCCUAUUGCCAAAAAUCACUUUCUGGCUUAAAUCACUCAAACUGACGGAAUCACAUUUGUUGCUUUUUGAUUGGCCAUCGCUUUGCAGAGAGUAGUGGCCAAUCAGGGCCGUAGCAGGGGAUGGGGCACUGGGGGGACCAUUAGGGGCGUGGCUGUGCCCCCCAUUGUUUUCUUACUGUUUCUGUAUCGUGCCCCCCCCCCCCCCCCAAUAAUUCGAGGCCUGUUACGGCUAUGCCAAUGAAAACGCUUCAAUGAUUUUGAAUGACGGAAGACAGAAGGCGGUCGCAGAAUAUUGAAAGCUACAGUGAUGAAUGAUUUUAAGCCACUCUUUUGUCACUGUAGACUGUUAAAAAUAUAAGGGUCUUUGAUAUUUGACUGAAGCUAUUCUAGUUACUCGCUCGCUUGUGGAUUGCGAAAUGAACUCUUCGUGCAGCUCGGUAUUGGCACAGGAGGGUUAAAUGGCGGUAUGGCCUUUUACAUGACUCAAUUUUGAUGUGUCAACAAACAAUAAGGAUCUUAAUAAAAUAAAGAGAGGUUUCUUUGAAAAUAAAAAGCCUUGUGUGUAGUGUAGGAUAGAUUGGGUUAUCUGUAUAAUUUAACUUUCAGAUGCACAGGGCAGUUGUGAGAAUCUCACCAGGUAUGUUCUUCAAAAUGAAUUCUUUUAUUUUCUAUAAAAGAGAUAAUAUUCUAAUACAGUUUGAUAUUUCGUCGACGACAUUUCUCUGGUUUUACGUGACCGGGAAUCGUAAUCGUUUGAAAACUGUACCAGAUAUUUUUCAACGGCUUGUCUUGCAGCAAUGUGGAUGGGGCGUAUAUUCUGGAUAUUAAUGGUAACCGCGUCGAGGCCUGGUGCCAAAUGACGAAACUAAUAGGUUGUGAUCCGGGCAAGUGGACUCUGGCCGUGAAGGUUGACGGGAAAAAGACAACCUUUCUGUACGACUCCGCUUACUGGUAUAACCAAAAGGGUUAUAACUACGAAGGGGGUAAAGCACUUGAUGAUGGGCAGGAGACGAAGCUCCCCACGUUUUGGGACACGCCCAUGAGACACGUGUGCAUGGGCAUGAGGAAUUCACCAGGAACACCCUGGAGAUGGGUGCAGAUUAAUGUGGGCUUGACGACUACCCUCGCCUCGGUGUUCUCCACCAACAAGCUUCACACAACCAGCAUCCCCCGAUCGAUAUGGCUCGGGAUGAUUGGACCACCCUCGGGAACAUUGCAGAGCAACUGUAACCGCCAGGGGUUCAAUGCGAAGUGCGACAAUUUAACGGCCCGGGCGAGGAUUGGGAUUGUUGCGAAUAAUGAAGUGCCUUGUGAUACUUGUGACUCAUUCAUAGGAAUUGGCACAAGUCUUCACUUUUCGCAAGCACUUAAUUUUUCAAGUGGAAACGAGUGUAGUCAUGGGUGUACGGAUGCCACCGGAAAGUGGAUGUUUGAGCGCUAUCAGAGCACAUUCGGGGUUAUUCUGAUAAAGUUAUGAUCUCUUUUUUAGCAUUUCAUCUUUCCAGUGCAACGUGUAGACGUGAGCUCCCUGUGUCUCGCUAUAGCCGCACUUUUGUCUUGGUCUCCACGCUUAUCGCGUGAUUGAAAAUGGAAUAGGAAGUAAUAAAAAGUACAUUAAAUGUUGAAAAAGA